This is a messenger RNA of Falco peregrinus (peregrine falcon), 4514 nucleotides long. RefSeq names its product molybdenum cofactor synthesis 1 (gene MOCS1). Bases 41 to 2068 code for a protein of 675 amino acids. Gene Ontology annotation, biological process: Mo-molybdopterin cofactor biosynthetic process. The record is from RefSeq and is a predicted model, not a curated record. The transcript is spliced from 11 exons. Lineage: Eukaryota; Metazoa; Chordata; Aves; Falconiformes; Falconidae. Gene Ontology annotation, molecular function: 4 iron, 4 sulfur cluster binding; cyclic pyranopterin monophosphate synthase activity; metal ion binding.
CGGCGCGGAGCCCCCCGCGUGCUGCGGGCCGGCGAGCCGCAUGGCGGGGGCGGCCUGGGGGCGGCGCGGCGGCCUCGCGCUCCUGCGGGGGGCGCUCGGGGCGGCCUCGCGCCGCGCCUGCAGCUCCGGGGCGCCCGUGAGGGCUCCCUCCGCCGCCGCUCAGGAAUUGCAAAGCUCAGGAAGAGGACGCUUUCUACUGGAACAUGCUGCUCCCUUCUCUGCUUUUUUGACGGACAGCUUUGGGCGUCAGCACAACUACUUGCGAAUUUCUUUGACUGAGAAAUGCAACCUCAGGUGUCAGUAUUGUAUGCCAGAAGAAGGUGUUCAACUGACCCCUAAAUCAGAGCUACUUACUGCUCAGGAGAUAAUCACUCUAGCCAGACUGUUUGUGAAAGAAGGUGUAGAGAAGAUCCGACUGACAGGAGGAGAGCCACUUAUCCGUCCCGAUGUGGUUGAUAUUGUGGGUCAACUGUACAAGCUAGAAGGGCUGAAAACCAUUGCUGUCACAACCAAUGGGAUCAACUUAACCAGACUGCUGCCCCGGCUGAAGGAGGCAGGACUGAAUGCCAUUAACAUUAGCUUGGAUACUUUGGUCCCAGCUAAAUUUGAGUUCAUUGUCCGCAGGAAAGGCUUUCACAAGGUAAUGGAAGGAAUCCACAAAGCCACUGAACUUGGCUACCGUCCUGUUAAGGUCAACUGUGUGGUGAUGCGAGGCUUCAAUGAGGAUGAACUGCUGAGCUUUGUGGAUUUCACGAAGGAUUUGCCCCUUGACGUGCGGUUCAUAGAAUACAUGCCCUUUGAUGGCAAUAAGUGGAACUUCAAGAAGAUGGUGAGCUACAAAGAAAUGCUUGAUACAAUUAAACAGCGAUGGCCUGAAUUGGAGAAAUUGCCCUGUGAAACUUCCAGCACAGCCAAGAGUUUUAAAGUGCCACAUUUCCAGGGGCAAAUCAGCUUUAUCACCUCUAUGUCGGAGCACUUCUGUGGAUCCUGCAAUCGUCUGAGGAUAACAGCAGAUGGGAACCUAAAGGUGUGCCUUUUUGGGAGUUCAGAAGUGUCCUUGAGAGAUCACCUACGGUCAGGUGCCUCAGAGGAAGAGUUGGUUCAAAUCAUUGGAGCAGCAGUGGGCAGAAAAAAGAAACAGCAUGCUGGCAUGUUUAACAUUUCCCAGAUGAAAAACCGGCCAAUGAUCCUGAUUGAGCCUGUAUUGAUGUCACUCCCACUGUGCCGAGAUGCCCUACAGAAUCCCCCAAAUUCAAAACAGUGGGGCCACACAUUUAGCCAUUGGCUGACUUCGAGAGCAAGUUUACCCAAACAAACAGGAAAAGUAUUAAUGAAAAAUAAGCUCACAAGACAACUUUUCCUGCCAGGAUCUUACCCAGAGCAACAGCGGCAGAUAACGAUGGGAAUUCUACAAACCCAGCUCAGAGGCUGCUGUGUCUUCCAGAAGGACCCAGACUCCACAUUUGACACAAAGUGCCUUGAGGCUUCUCCUGUUGGCCAAGUUUCUGUGGACUGUCAGUCCGAAGAGGCGAGUUCAGGAUCUGAAUUCUGUACCAGGGAUUUGGGAUCUUGCACCACAGUACCUCGUGCCUCUGACAACUUGACUCACACUGACGAGGAAGGACGGGCCACAAUGGUUGAUGUCGGAGGGAAGCCAGAUUCAAAAAGAAUUGCUGUUGCUGGUGCUGUGGUCCGCCUGGGUGAGAAAGCAUUUGGGAUGGUGAGGCAGAACCAGGUGAAGAAGGGAGAUGUGCUGGCUGUAGCCCAGAUUGCAGGAAUUCAGGGAGCCAAGCUGACAAGCCAGUUGAUCCCAUUGUGUCACAACAUCCCCCUCAACCAUGUUGAGGUGUCUCUGAGCCUGGAUGAGUCCAGAUACGCAGUGGUGAUUCGUAGCUCCUGUCAGACCUGGGGGAGGACAGGUGUGGAGAUGGAAGCUCUAACAGCUGCCAGCCUGGCUGCCCUGACUGUGUAUGACAUGUGCAAAGCAGUUACUCAUGACAUUGUGAUCGAAGAGGUGAAGUUGCUUAGUAAGACAGGUGGACAGAGAGGAGACUUCUCAAGGGCCUAGAUCAUCUCCAGAUCCCUCCAGGUGACCACUGCUUAUGUUCAGCUUCUUACAGAACUACUUUGUUCAGCUGGUAGGCUUGGAGACCUCAGCAGGUGUACUGUACGACAGCCCUACAAUUCCAGUUUUGCCUUACCCUGUCAGCUUACUGCUGGGUCAACAAGCGAGCCACUUAUCCCAGUUGAUAACCGUGUGUGUUUUUUAGAGGAUAGACUUCGCCACUCACCCUAUACCUUCAUUUCAGUGUCCUCACCAUAAGAUUGAGCAAAGAUUCCUAGUAAUAACACAGAAGUUUUUUUUCUUUUUCCUGUGAAAUGCAGCUGCUGUCAUCACACUAUGCAACUGUGAGCUCUGGAAAUGAGACAAGUGCUGUUAUUUGGCAACCAUGUUUAAGACAAGGAUUAAGAUUUCAGAAUUGUGUCUGUCCAUCUGUCCCCUGACCACCUCAGUUGAAUUUAGAAGGUGACAGUGAUAAGAACACAGUCUGGGAACCUUACCAUACAGCAGAGAUUGUAACUGUGGAACAGCCAGGGUCAGAGGGGCAGCUCCCAUCCCUUUACAUUGCUACCACUUAACUUGCCUGCAAGUGGAAAGUCUCCACGUCUCAGUUUCAAAAAAAAAAAAAAAAAUAAAAAUGGCAGCUGCCCAGUUCUCUGCCUAAACACUCUGUAAAACGUUAUCUAAGAGACAGAGAAUUUCUGGAUUUGGAAGAACUAUUUUGCUGAUCUGAAAGAUGCCUUUUUACAAUGUUAGAAGCAUGUUCCAGCAUUUUGACCUUAGCACUCAAAUACAUUGAGGCCCUAUGUCUGCAUGCUGAAGGGCUUAUUUGUACCAUGCACCGAGGUAGGUGUCAGCUCUCCCUGAUUUUAGAAAUAGGUGUCACACCAAACACCAGAAAACUCCCAAUUUGUUAAUCCUACAGUGCACCUCCUAGCAACCUGCGUAGUCCUGACAGGUAAAACAGACUUUAAGACUAGUAGCUACUUGGAAGAGUAAGGUAGCUGCUUUUGCCUCGGCCAGAGUGCUUUCCUGCAUGUUUCUCUGAUUUGCUUUCACAAGGUCUUCUGGCCUCAGAGUACUUAAGUGUCCCCAUAAAUGUACCAGUGGCCACUGUCAUGUAGCAUUAAAUAGCUUUGAUAAUUGGCUAUCCUAGAUAAGAAAUUACUUGAUGUUGUUAAUACUGAUGGAUCCUUUUCAAAUAUUAUUAAUUUAAAUGCUGUAAACAGGGUGUUUCAACAAGUUUGGUUUACUUGUUUUCUAGUGCUUAUGGCUAAUGUGAAGUUGCAUAUGAUUCAGGGUGCUCCCUCUACGUACGCACAGAGAGUUGAAGACAGCUCUAAUAAUGUCAAAUAGGCUACUGAAAAAGCAUCUUAAACUUUGCAAGUAGCAGCUUCACAUGAAACCAGGUUUAAUUACUGUGAGCAUCCAGUAAAGCACACACCACAGAGUCACGCACAUCCUGCUCACGUAAAGUAAGCACAGAUGAGGAGGCAAACAGGUCCUUUACAAAUCUCAUACACUAGCUACCACAGAAAGCACUUUUUCCAUUGCAGGUGAAUUCUUUGUGCAUUGAAUGACACAUGGCAGCUACAGCUGCAAAGGGAAGGAGUCUGGAAGGCUUGGUGCCUGAAAUCUGCCAACAUUUGUACACUACAUUCAGUGUUACAGUCCUGAUUCCCUUGACAUCACAGAUCUGUCUGUAAGGUAGCAGGAGAGGCAGCCCUGCUCCUGAGAAGGAACACUGCUGUACUGAACACCAACACUCCCUCCCGACCCUGCAAAUACAAGGCCGUGCUCAUCUGUGCAGCUGCUGUGCCCAUAGCACAGGAGUUUCUUUAGCUCAGUAUGAAAACAAAUUGCCAGGAAAAGGAAGCAUGUGUGUAUCCUGCUAAGUUACCUGAUUUACACAAGCACUUAACUACCACCACCACGCACAACACACCCUGCCCUCCCUGCCUUCACCCAGUUUCUGGAUAGUUUAGAAAACUUAAGAGGAAGCUAGACAUCCUCAGUAGUAAUAAAAUGAUGCUUUGGAGCAUACGAUUCUUUGGCUUCUGAGAAGUUUGCUGUCAUGCUGUAAAGCUCACACAAAGCACUCAAGACCGUACAAGGGACUACAGAGUACAUGCAUGACUGCCACGCACAUCUUGCUGCUUACGCACAUGUCACUACUUUCUUGGGUUGAGAGUGGCUGGAAGCUUUGGGCAAACAGACUUUGGUGCCAUUUUAUGGUCAUGUGACAUUAUCAAGUCUUGAAACUAUGCACAUUUAUAGAUAAUGAACCAAGCAUAAGUCAAUAGAACAUUCUGCGAGAAAUGAGCUGAUAGCACCGUAUGUUUCGGUGGUGCUGGGUGGGUAGUGCUGUAAUAUAUGUUGAUGAAUUGACUACUUUUUGGAGGCUUGCUAUUUUUUGUCCACUGCGUAUUUAAUAAAUAUUAGUUGCAAUGGA